Molecule: messenger RNA, 1753 nt
Organism: Sarcophilus harrisii (Tasmanian devil)
Lineage: Eukaryota; Metazoa; Chordata; Mammalia; Dasyuromorphia; Dasyuridae
Gene: PRDX6
Product: peroxiredoxin 6
Exons: 5
Coding region: 111-785 (224 amino acids)
Biological process (GO): cellular oxidant detoxification; cell redox homeostasis
Cellular component (GO): mitochondrion; cytosol
Molecular function (GO): peroxiredoxin activity
Source: RefSeq, a predicted model, not a curated record
GUUCCCCUUUUUCUGCAGCCCCGAGAGCGGCGGCCGGGCACGACGAGCGCCCACGUUGGCAGCGGCUCCUCCUUCUCCUCUCCUCCGGCCUCCUCCCGCUCCUCGCCGCCAUGCCCGGAGGUCUGCUGCUCGGGGACGAGGUCCCCAACUUCGAGGCGGACACCACGGUCGGACGCAUCCGUUUCCACGAUUUUCUCGGAAACUCUUGGGGCAUUCUCUUCUCCCACCCUCGAGAUUUUACUCCGGUGUGCACAACAGAGCUGGGCCGUGCUGUAAAGCUUGCCCCAGAAUUUGCCAAGAGAGAUGUUAAGAUGAUCGCUCUUUCUAUUGACUCUGUCCAAGACCAUCUAGCCUGGAGUAAGGAUAUCAAUGCUUACAACGGAGAUGAACCCAAAGAGACCCUGCCUUUCCCCAUCAUUGACGAUCACAAACGGGACCUCGCCAUCAUGCUGGGCAUGUUAGACCCAGAUGAACGGGAUUCGCAGGGCAUGCCUGUGACAGCUCGUGCGGUAUUUUUUUUUGGCCCUGAUAAGAAGUUAAAGCUGUCCAUCCUCUACCCAGCAACUACUGGAAGGAACUUUGACGAGAUUCUCCGGGUGAUCGAUUCCCUUCAAUUGACAGCAUACAAGAAGGUUGCUACUCCUGUGGACUGGAAAAAUGGAGAAAGUGUCAUGGUUAUUCCAACUAUUUCUGAAGAUGAGGCUAAGGACCUGUUUCCAAAGGGUGUCUUCACCAAAGAGCUUCCUUCAGGCAAGAAGUACCUACGGUAUACCCCUCAGCCAUAGGUUACCUCCAGCAACCGGAUGCUGGGGCUGGCUGGGGCUCCCUUGAAGAUCUCCACCAGAAGGAAUGCCAGCCUGCCAAUCAUGUCUUCCUACAGCAAUUGAUUUAAACAUCUUGGGGUGAUGAGAGUCAAGAGUCUUGGCACUGCUCUACUAAUGGCUUGUUAAAUGAAAAUGGCACUAGUCACCCGUGAUUCCUCCCCUUGUGCCUUUACCAGCAUUUCAUUUGGGUCAUUGAACUCCUGUGGGGUUCUGCUGGCUAUCUCUGGGACAGCACUGUUUGGGACUUAAAUCCUUGUGAAAUCUGUUGCAAUCUCUGUCAUCAGCCAACCAGUAUUGUUGGCAUUUGAGAAAGGGCUACUUGGAAGCAUCCCCAGAGUAGCACUUCUUUAACUGGCCUAAUAGACAAAUCAUUUCUUUUUCUAAUUAUUCACUUAAGGGAGGAGACAAUUUAGAACAUCUAGUUUUGAGCUUCACGAAACUCCCUAAUUUUAUGACCAACAACUUUAAUAAUAAUAAAGGUGUUUCAAAUUAGUGGGGUUUUUUUCCCCUCAGAUGUUGAGUGUUCCAACUACAGUUAGGAAAAAUGUGGAGAUUUUAACUUUCCAGCAGAUUAUAGGGAAUUAGAUUACAACCUUAAAAUAUUUUAUUAGAUUAGGCAAAAGAAAGAGCUUUCUAAUUAUGUUUACAGGAUGUAGUUGAGACUACAGAGAAGCUGUAUGAUGCCUGCUAGUGAUGUGUAGAAUGGUGAAGGGCCAUAAUUAUCGGUGCCUUUUUAAACAAGUCAUGUAUCUGGACAUGGAAAACUGCUCUUGAAUGUUCAUAAUAAGAUAAAAGCAUGCAUACUAGAGUGAAAGGAAGGGAUGGAGAUACUAUUUCUUUUACUUCAAAAUGUUUCUGCCGUGGAAUAGUUUUCUGUUUAAUGAAUUUUGCCUUUAGGGGAGCCACAAAUAAAAGCUUUUUGAAACUAG